This is a messenger RNA of Anoplophora glabripennis (Asian longhorned beetle), 8562 nucleotides long. It is a transcript of the gene NaCP60E, whose product is annotated as sodium channel protein 60E. Gene Ontology annotation, biological process: neuronal action potential; sodium ion transmembrane transport; membrane depolarization during action potential. The record is from RefSeq and is a predicted model, not a curated record. The coding region runs from base 401 to 6667 and encodes 2088 amino acids. Gene Ontology annotation, molecular function: protein binding; voltage-gated sodium channel activity. Gene Ontology annotation, cellular component: voltage-gated sodium channel complex; plasma membrane. The transcript is spliced from 29 exons. NCBI's taxonomy places the organism in Eukaryota, Metazoa, Arthropoda, Insecta, Coleoptera, Cerambycidae.
CGCCCAGAAGAGGAACUCGGACCCGCUGAGGGCGCCCCCGCCAAGGAGCAAGACCCAGGUGAAGCCCUUCACCAAGGAGUCGUUGGAGAGGCUCGAGAAGAAGACGGUGCAACUUGUGCGGGAGUACGGCUUCCAGCCCAGGAGGAAGUUGAGUGUGGAGGACGGUUCCAGGUUGCCAGCGAAAUUCGAACCGUUCCCUUCUAGGUUGUAUGGCAGGCCGCUGGAGGAGAUAGACAACUUUAUCUACGAUGAGACGUUCUGCGUAGUGUCGAAGAGGUUUCGGAAAAACUACAUCCAUCGAUUCACCGCCACGAAUUCGUUCUUCUACUUUAGCCCAUUCAGUCGCAUCCGGAAAGCAUGUAUAUAUUUAUGCACAAACCAGUACUUCGAUUAUUUGGUUAUGGCCACCAUAUUGCUCAACUGCGUCUUCCUCGCCAUGGCCGAAACAAUUGAAGAAGCCGAGUAUAUUUUUUUAGCAAUUUAUACCCUCGAAAUGAUAAUAAAAACCAUCGCAAAAGGUUUUAUAUUAAACAAGUACACGUACCUGCGAAAUCCGUGGAACUGGUUGGAUUUCGUGGUGAUCACCAGCGGCUAUGCCACCAUAGGCAUGGAGGUGGGAAAUCUGGCUGGCUUGAGGACGUUUCGGGUGCUGAGGGCCUUAAAGACCAUUUCCAUAUUACCAGGUUUGAAGACCAUCAUCAACGCGCUGCUGCACUCAUUCAAGCAACUGGCCGAGGUCAUGACGCUGACCAUCUUCUGCCUGAUGGUGUUCGCCUUAUUCGCUCUUCAGGUCUACAAAGGGGAGCUCCGCAAUAAAUGCGUCCUAAAGAUGGACGACCACAACGCAUCGUACGAAACGUGGUUCAAUUGGACGCAGGACCCCAGCAACUGGCUGAGGCGGAACGCGACGGGAGAUGCGUUCCUCUGCGGCAACGUCACCGGGUCCAGACACUGCCCCCUCACCCACACGUGCCUCUGCACCGGAGGCAACCCCAACCACGGAUACACCAGCUUCGAUAAUUUCCUCUGGUCGAUGCUGACCACGUUCCAGCUCAUUACGCUCGACUACUGGGAGAACGUCUACAAUAUGGUACUGUCAGCUUGCGGACCCAUAAGUGUCUCUUUUUUUACUGUAGUAGUGUUUUUUGGUUCGUUUUACCUUAUCAACCUAAUGUUGGCUGUGGUAGCACUUAGUUACGAAGAAGAAGCAGAGAUCACACAAGAGGAGAGAAAAAAAGAACUCGUGGACCACCGUGAGGACUCCACAUUCAGUUUCGACCCCACCAACUUGAACGUGAAGAAGCUGUCGAAGCAGAAGAUCAAGAAAAUCGACGCGAGGAAGGGGGUCCUUCUGUCGUCCUACACGCGGAAGAAGACGAGGCGCAGAAAACGGAACAGAAGCUCAACGAACCAGACCAAAUCAGAGAACAAUGGCAAUAAGCAAGAGACCAAAGACUCAAGCUCCAAUAAGUCGUCUCCGAAAAGAAGUAGUCGAAGAUCAGUGACACCAAGUCGCAGCCCUAGCCCCAGACAUAGCCAACACAGCCAGCAUAGCCAGCAGAGUCAGCACAGUCAGCAGAGUCAGCACAGUCAGCAGAGCCAAAACAGUCAGGGGUCCCCCAGACCUCAGGCAUUGCCGCUACCUCUACCGCCUCCGAAGCACAUCCAGCUCUCGGAUCCGAGAAGGCCGGACACCCUUUACCCCCACAACACCCUGGGUCCAAACCGACUGGGUCUGCAAAGCAGGCAGGCCAGUAGCAACAGCGGCGAAGGGAACAACAGGGAAUCCUCCCUGGAUGAUUCCGGGGUGGUGGACGAUCAUGAACCAGAGGGCGAUGCCACGUCUGAAGAAGUAACAUCCCAUGUUCCCCCUACGCUAAGGCGGAUAGAAGUGACACCUGUCACAGUGGCGGUUAGUCCCAAGGAAAUCAAGGUUAUCAAGUGCAACGGCGUGGGCACCUGCAAAAAGAAAAAGCAGCUGUACACUCUACAACCGGAUUACCUCUCCCACAUCGUGGUUAUAAACAACCAGAUACCGGAUCGAAAUUGUUCGUGCUGCGAGCAAUGUUGCAUGGACUACGAGGGCUGGCUGCAGUUCCAGCAGGGACUAUACCAAAUAGUGCGAGACCCCCUUUUCGAGCUCGCCAUCACAGUAUGUAUCGUUCUCAACACGAUGUUCCUGGCGAUGGAGCAUCACGGAAUGAGCGAAUCCGUGCUCAGGGCAUUAGACGUAGGCAAUAAAGUUUUUACUUCCAUUUUUACAUUUGAGUGUUGUUUGAAAAUCAUGGCGCUUAGCAAAGACUUUUUUUAUUGCGGCUGGAACAUAUUCGAUUUAAUUAUAGUUUCUGCCAGUUUGCUCGACCUCAUUUUUGAGUUGGUGGAUGGGCUGUCGGUGCUGCGAGGACUCCGUCUUCUGCGAGUUCUGAAGUUAGCUCAGUCGUGGAUCACAAUGAAAGUUUUACUCAGCAUCAUCAUAAGUACAAUAGGCGCGCUGGGGAACCUUACCUUCGUAUUAGUUAUAGUUAUUUAUAUAUUCGCCGUCAUCGGAAUGCAGCUUUUCUCCAAGGACUACACCGAGGACAAAUUUUUUCCUGACCCCGUUCCAAGGUGGAACUUUACGGAUUUUUUUCAUUCCUUUAUGAUGAUUUUUCGAAUCUUGUGUGGAGAAUGGAUAGAGCCAUUAUGGGACUGUAUGAGAGCCGAACGUACAGAGGGUCCCGGCACAUGUUUGGCAGUGUUUCUUCCAACCCUAGUGAUGGGUAACUUCAUGGUGCUGAACUUGUUCUUGGCCUUAUUGCUCAACAGCUUCAAUUCCGAAGAACUGAAGACGAGGAAGGAGGAGGUUGGCGACGUGUCGAAGUUGGCGCAGAGUUUCCAACGUAUCCGAGACCUGGUGAGGAAGCGUCGGAUGGCCGAACAAAGGCAGAACGAGAACAAUUCGCGCCUGGAGCAGAUAGUGAGGGAAGUUAUGCAGCGACACGCCGAAGAAGAGGCGCUAAAAGCAGGAGAAUUAUCAACGAAAUCAAUGGUGGGCUUUCCAAGGGACAAGCGUAGUUACCAGGAGGCUAUGAACAGGCCACUUUCUAUUAUAAGUUACGAACCUCCAGAGUACCAGGAGAAAAUUCCAGAAAGGAGUUCGAAAAACUACACAAUAUUAUACAAUGGUUCGCAGGAUAGCGACACCAGUGAAAAAAAGAAGUGCGGUUCCAAAUUACUGCAUAACAUGUCUUCAGGAGUAGAAACCACUACUAGUAGUAGAGACGAAAAUACUGAUACCGUGGACCCAAAAAGCAAUAAACGAUGUACUUCCACGGACUCGGAUCCUAAGGAAGAAACCGUUCAAGAAAGGAAAAACUGUGAUAAAACCAAUGAACCAGGAGAAGGAGAGAAGCCCUGGCAGACGUUGGUUUCUUACGUAGAUGAAUUGACGGUGGGUGGUAGGAGGAACUCCAAGGGACAUUUCAUAGAUGGGAUGGGCAGCUUUCCAGGGUUCGGCAAGAAGAAACCUCCCAGGGUUGCCCCCGACUGCUUCCCAGCAAAUUUUUAUCAACGGUGUGCCUGUUUGAAUAAAUGUACAAAAACCAAAGUAGGUAAAAAAUGGUUGCAGUUAAGAAAAGUAGUAUUAGAAGUUGUUGACACGUCAGCCUUCGAGUGGUUCAUAUUAGUGUUAAUUUUCGCUUCAAGUGUCACGCUCUGCUUCGAAGAUAUCCAUCUGGACGAGAAUCCAGAACUGAAGAAAGUUCUGUACUGGACGAACUUGGCGUUCUCUGUCAUAUUUAUAGUGGAAAUGUUUCUCAAGUGGCUCGCUUUGGGUUUCCACAAAUAUUUUACCAGUUUUUGGACGCUACUGGACUUUUUAAUUGUUUUUGUAUCCCUGUUCAGUUUGUUGAUAGAAGAAAACGAAAAUUUAAGAGUUCUCCGCUCUUUGCGGACCCUAAGGGCCCUCCGCCCUCUCAGAGCGAUAAGCAGGUGGCAAGGCAUGAGAAUCGUAGUCAACGCCCUGAUGUACGCCAUACCCAGCAUCUUCAACGUGCUGCUGGUGUGUCUAGUGUUCUGGUUGAUUUUUUCCAUCAUGGGCGUGCAGUUUUUUAGCGGGAAGUUCUAUAAAUGCAUAGACGAAGAAGGAGAGCGUUUGGAGACGAGUGUAAGCUUGUUUUUCCAUCUUCUUGCUUCCAUCGUUAUUCCUCUGUAUUUCUUCCAGGACGUGCAAGAUAAGUGGGACUGUAUAAGGAUGAACUACACCUGGAUCAAUUCGAAAAUAUCGUUUGAUCACGUAGGCAUAGCCUACCUAGCAUUGUUCCAAGUUGCUACUUUCGAGGGCUGGAUGGAAGUCAUGGCGGACGCGGUAGAUGCCAGAGGAGUGGACUUGCAACCUCAAAGAGAAGCAAACCUUUACGCUUACAUUUAUUUCGUAAUUUUCAUAGUGUGCGGUUCUUUUUUUACUCUGAAUUUGUUCAUUGGAGUUAUUAUAGACAAUUUCAAUAUGCUCAAGAAGAAGUACGAAGGUGGUGUAUUAGAAAUGUUCCUCACCGAAAGCCAAAAGCACUACUACACGGCGAUGAAGAAACUGGGGAGGAAAAAGCCUCAAAAAGUGAUAAAAAGGCCGAUGAAUGCGUUCCUAGCGAUGUUCUACGACUUGUCCAAUUCCCGUCGCUUUGAAAUAGCAAUCUUCGUGCUGAUCUUCCUCAACAUGUUAACGAUGGGUAUCGAGCACUACGGCCAACCCCACGCCGUAUUCUUCAUUUUAGAAGUGAGCAACGCAUUUUUUACAACGGUUUUUGGUCUAGAAGCAAUAGUGAAGAUAAUAGGACUUAGGUACCACUAUUUCACGGUACCGUGGAACGUGUUUGAUUUUUUAUUGGUCCUUGCCUCCAUUCUCGGCAUCCUCAUGGAGGACAUAAUGAUCGACUUUCCCGUAUCGCCGACGCUUUUGCGGGUCGUCAGGGUAUUCAGGAUAGGGCGCAUAUUGAGGCUUAUCAAGGCGGCGAAAGGCAUCAGAAAGCUCCUCUUCGCCCUGGUGGUGUCUCUACCCGCCUUGUUCAACAUCGGAGCCCUCCUGGCACUGAUCACCUUCAUCUACGCCAUCAUAGGGAUGUUCCUCUUCGGCCACGUGCGCCAGCAGGGGGCGCUCGACGAUAUGGUCAACUUCGAGACCUUCGGCAGGUCAAUGCACCUCCUCUUUCGCCUGAUCACCUCCGCGGGGUGGAACGACGUGCUGGAGUCGCUCAUGAUCGAGUACCCCGAUUGCGACCCGCACUACAAGAACCAGAGCAACGGUGACUGCGGAUACCCCUUGCUGGCGAUAAUCUACUUCACCAGCUUCAUCAUUAUCAACUACAUGAUUGUGAUCAACAUGUACAUCGCCAUCAUCCUCGAGAACUUCAACCAGGCCCACCAAGAAGAGGAGAUCGGCAUCGUGGAGGAUGACCUGGAGAUGUUUUACAUUAGGUGGAGCAAAUAUGACCCCCACGCAACGCAGUUCAUCCGCUUCUCUCAACUAUCAGACUUUAUAGCGUCACUAGAUCCUCCCCUGGGUAUAUCCAAGCCGAACACGGUGGCCUUAGUAAGUUUCAAUUUACCCAUAGCCAGGGGUAAUAAAAUCCAUUGCCUCGACAUUCUCCACUCCCUGGUGAAGCACGUCCUUGGGCAUGUCGAAGAGACGGAAAAUUUCAGACAGUUGCAAGAGCAGAUGAGCAUCAAGUUCAAGAAACAAUUUCCGACGAGGAAAGAGCUCGAGAUCGUUUCGUCUACAAGGAUAUGGAAGAGGCAGGAUAAGGCCGCUAGGCUUAUUCAGAGGACCUACAGGGAUUACGUUAGGCGUAAGAGAGAAAAAGAGCGCGAGGCCGAGGAAAUCGACGAAACGACCCAGACGUCCUCGCCAGGGGGAGGCUGGCAGGGGCGACUGUCGGCCUUCCUGCAUGUACAUCGAGGGAGUCGCGCCUCUUCUCGCAAGUCCUCUAGGGCGUCCGACGCGAGCGACCUCAGCGAACUAGGCGGCCCCUGGCUGAAUCUGCCGCUGUUGUUGCUCUCCAGCGCCACUAACAUGUCCCCAGAGGAGUUGGAUUUGACGCGCGACGCCGCCGAUGUCAGCAUCAAGGUCAGCGAGGCCACUCCUGAGUCCGGUACCACCCCGGUAGCCGCAACGCCCCUAACGCAGCCUCGCCGGCGAAGCAUCUACAACUUCCCCUUCUUCCUGCGUCACCAGGACGCGGUGGAAACCCCGGACGAAAGAACGUCGCCAGUUCCCGCCAGGAAAGAGCUGAAACCGAGCGGGACUUCCCAGAGCCUACACCCCGCCAUGGCCGAGGACCCCAAACCGAAGCGAGGCAGCAUCAUCCGCAGGAAACGGGUGGGGUCCGUCAAAGCCAGGCCCACCUCCGUGGCGACGGGCUCUGGCUGUCAAAGGACUCAAUCAGAGAAGUACAGCAGCUCCGACGUAAGUAUACUAGUGACCGAGGCGUCACCAGAAAGUGCCGUGGUGAGACCCCCGUUGCACAGACAGAACAGUGAGGCGACGGUGGUGCAGGUUCUAGUACACAGGGAGAGCGAGGAGUACAACACCGAGGAAGAAAGUCCUCCCGCGGUAACUCAGAGUGCGCCCAUCUCGAAUGAUAACGUUCCGACUGAUGUAGUUUUAGACCUAAGCAGUACCAACGCGACCAGCUGAUCUUAGCUGAACGAUUUUUAGUGUAAUUAGACUAUAAGGGAACAGAGCAUAUUGUAUUACUACUGUAGGUACAACGUUAUCCGUACGGUGACAAUCAUUGUAGGUAAAUGUGAUUUCCUCAAAGCAGCACACUCAAGGUGUUAUGGAAAUGUAGAUUUUCCUCCCUUAUUUGAUUUUUCUUGAAAUGAACAACAAUAAAUUAGACAAAUUUGUAUUUACAACACCAUUGUUCAAUAACAUCGAACGCACUAUUCACAGUAUAAUACAAAUCUACUUCUAGGGUUGCCAACUGUUUUGAAUUUCGGUGGACGUCCAGCAUUUGAAUUAAUUUUUCAUUAACUUUCAUUAACUGUCCUCUCUUUCAGUUAUAUUACGUUCGUUAGCAUAGUUCUACUUGGAACAUCGUUUCUUUAAAAAAUACAACUUUAUUCUUACAUACAACCGGUCUUCUCGCAUCUAUCCAACAUAACCUCUAAACUGAAUCUCUCAAGAACACCAAACAAACACUCACAAAACAUACACUGAUCCCCAGAUCUCCUCUUCUUCUUCUACGAUGAACUACGUAAAUUCGCGUGGAAUUUAAACUUUGAAACAGGUUACAUUAGUUAUAUUAUGUAUAUUUUUAUAUUUACAUUUUUAGUUGAUUUAACUUGAUUGAUUUUUAUUCUAUAUUUGUAUUGUUUACAAGGAAAAAAACGUCUUUUUCCUUUGAAAUAAGGAUAUAAAAGUUGGCAACCUUAUCUACUUCCUUAAAACUUGGCGCUGAUUGUUACAAUUUUUGGGUGGAUCGAGGUAUAAAUAUAAAUUGGUUGCGUAACUUCAUUAUAAAAAAUAAAAUAUUCAAUAAACCUGACAGUAAUAUUCGCUAUUCCAAAGUUUUUGGUUCUCUUAUUUUUGAUUUCCUCUCAUUAAAAUUUUUUAACUUUUAAAUUUUUUAGUAUAUAACAAUUCUAAAUCAAUCGGGACCAUAGUAGGCAAGCCCCCAGUCAUUACCAAGUCAUAUCUAAAAUGUUACGGGUCCAAGAUUGCAGCCGCUGAUAAUUUAUGUACAAAACAAACACCUUGAAUGUGACUUGUACUAAAAAGGGAUUGAUUUUUCAUCAGUGACAAGUGCCUAUAUGUUGAAAAUGGUCUAUAUAUGUCUAAUACCAAUCCUAUACUUGUAACAAAUUUACAAAAUAUCAGCUUUUCGCUUGCUAGGACUUAAUGCUCAGCUUAGAUUUUCAAAAAAACUUUGAAUACCUAGAAAGGAUAGUUUAAAUAUAAUAAUACAUGAAUAUGUAAAUUAGGUGCUUAAAAUUUCAUCCAUGAAGACAUUUUGAAAGACCACUCCUUUAAACAUAUCUGGGCAAAUUAUUAUUAUUUUGAUUUAAUUCAAUGUAACAUGAAUUGGAAAAUCAAGAAUUUAUAUUCAAAUUAAAUUUUAAACACUGCGUCUUAAAAAAAUGUUCCAAAGCGAAAACAAAUUUUAAAACAAAAUGAAUAAAUCGUUAUACAGUAUGCUCUUUUAGAAAACAUUUAAUUUUGUUAAUGUCGGACUGUAAUUUUCAGGUAAUAUUUUUGCUUCAUAUACCUAGCCGGAUAGUCCUAGUCUUGUAAGUAAAAAGUCUCGAUUCCAAACUUUAAUCCAAAAUGAGCUUAGGUUAUUAAAACUUUUUACUUACGAGAAUUUGUAAAUAGGAAGCGAAACUGUUGCCCAUGAAAAUGCUCGUCGUUUUCGUUUAAUUUGUACAAAGCUGUAGGUUAAAUUCUAAAAAGAAUAUGAGAAUGCUGUACGCAUUUGGUUGUAAAUAAAUAUUUAUAUUGAAGUUAUAAAGUUAUAUACAUCUAGUUAAAGUUGAGAUAUGAUUUUUUUAUUAUAUUGUUAAAAAUAUCAAUAGAUAUAAUAUACAGGU